This is a messenger RNA of Olea europaea var. sylvestris, 759 nucleotides long. RefSeq names its product alanine--glyoxylate aminotransferase 2 homolog 2, mitochondrial-like. Gene Ontology annotation, molecular function: transaminase activity; pyridoxal phosphate binding. The record is from RefSeq and is a predicted model, not a curated record. Gene Ontology annotation, cellular component: mitochondrion. Bases 199 to 636 code for a protein of 145 amino acids. The transcript is spliced from 5 exons. Lineage: Eukaryota; Viridiplantae; Streptophyta; Magnoliopsida; Lamiales; Oleaceae.
UAUUGAAAUAUGUUUGGUUGAAAUGGGUUCAAAUCAUCACCAUUGAAAAAUGUAUUUUGAUGGAUUUAUGGGGCUCAAACAAGGGCAAAUUAUGAGCAGUAUUCUUGACAGAGAGUGGGUGGAAUUAUGGAGUUGGCCUAGGAUAUUUGCUAGCUGUCUAUAGCACCAUUAGAAAGGCUGGAGGACUUCGUAUAGCUGAUGAGGUCCAAUCAGGUUUUGCUCGCAUUGGAAGCCAUUUUUGGGGGUUUGAGCCCCAUGGGAUUAUGUCUGAUAUUGAUACGAUGGCAAAGGCAUCAGAAAUGGAAUUCCCCUUGGCGCUGUGGUUACCCUCCAGAGAUUGCAAAGGUCUUGACUCGCCGCAGUUAUUUCAAUACCUUUGGUGGUAAUCCUGUAUAUGCUUCUGUUGGGCAUGCUGUUUUUAAAGUAAUAGAAAAAGAAAACCUUCAGCAUAAUGCAUUCGUUGUGGGAUUGCUCCUGAAGCAAUGUCUAAAUUCCCUGAAGGAGAAAUACGAGAUUAUUGGAGAUGUGAGGAGAAGAGGUCUGAUGCUCGGGGUGGAACUUGUAACAGAUCGUCAGCUAAAAAUUCCUGCUAAGGCUGAGACUCUGCAUGUUAUGGACCAGAUGAAAGAAAUGUGAGUACUGAUAGAAAAUGGGGCUUUUUCUGGAAUGUAUUCAGGAUCAGUCCUCUCCUAUACUUCACCAAGGACGAUGCUGAUGGACUACAAGAUGUCAAAGAUGUGUAAAAAAAAAAAAAAAAAA